This is a messenger RNA of Cryphonectria parasitica EP155, 1875 nucleotides long. RefSeq names its product P-loop containing nucleoside triphosphate hydrolase protein. The record is from RefSeq and is a predicted model, not a curated record. The coding region runs from base 1 to 1875 and encodes 624 amino acids. Gene Ontology annotation, molecular function: nucleic acid binding; ATP binding. The transcript is spliced from 2 exons. Lineage: Eukaryota; Fungi; Ascomycota; Sordariomycetes; Diaporthales; Cryphonectriaceae.
AUGCUCCGAAGGCCUGUGCUGGACUCGAUAUGUCCGUUCUGCAGGCUUACUCUUGACCCAAGCAUCUCGUCCGCCGCGCACAACCCGCCACGACAGCCAUGGGCCGCCGCCGCCGCCGCCAGCCGGCUCGCCUCGACCUACCGACAGAAACCCUCGCGCAUGGUGCUGUCCGACCGCGUCGCGCAGCCAGCCUCUUCUCGACAAGACGACUCGGGCGACAGGAAGCCGCGGCGAAGAGCGGUGGACGGGCCCUUCGCAGGCAUGAAUAGGACGGUGGCCAAUAUCGACCCCAUGCGCCGCAUAGCGCAGUCGCGCGUGCGAGGCAAAGACGGCGGCGAGGAUGAGAGGGCACCGACUAUAAAGUCCAGGUUCAAGGCCCUGCGCAUGCACCGCGCCCUCAAGACGAUCAGCUACGGGCAGAGGAUGACGCUCAAGGACCGCGUGCGGGAGGUUGAGAGCUUUGAGGCCUUUGACCUGCUGCCGUCGGUCCAGGAGGCGGUGCUGCUCGACGUGUUCAAGGACAAGAACGAUAUCAAGCCAACGCCUGUGCAGCGGCUGGCCAUCCCGGCACUGCUGGGGCAGAAUAUCGGUGCCAAUAGGCGGAGCGCCAGGGCGAGAGCGCCGAAGGCAGAGGCCAGGGAAGAGUUCCUCCUGGCUGCGGAGACGGGGUCGGGCAAGACGCUGGCCUAUCUUCUCCCUUCAGUGAACGCCUUGAAGGUAGCCGAGGCGGAGGAUGAGGACAUUCAGCGCUAUAACAAGCGUUUUGCCGAGGAGAAGGCCCUGCGGGCUGACCCCAAGUUCAGGGGCAGGUCCGUCAUGGAGCCGCACCCCACCACCGCCCGGCCGCGGGUCAUCGUCCUGGUGCCCACCGCGGAGCUGGUCGACCAGGUGGGUGCCGUGGCCAAGAAGAUCUCACACUACGUCAAGUUCAGGUCGGAGAAGCUCUCGGCCAACUUCGACGCCAAGAUCAUCGAGCGCCGGAUCUACGACCCCAAGGGCGUGGAUGUGGUCAUCGCGACGCCGCACCUCCUGGCGUCCAUGGCCGAGUCCGACCCCAACGUCCUCUCCCGGGUGUCCCACCUCAUCGUCGACGAGGCGGACUCCCUGUUCGACCGCAGCUUCAGCCCCGUCACGACCAGCAUCAUGGACCGCUGCAUGCCGUCCCUCCGACAGCUCAUCCUCUGCUCGGCCACCAUCCCGCGGCGACUCGACACCUACAUGGCCACCAAGUUCCCCGCCAUGAAGCGCAUCACCACCCCCAACCUGCACGCCAUCCCGCGGCGCGUGCAGCUAGGCGUCAUCGACGCGUCCAAGGACCCGUACCGCAACAACAAGAACCUGGCGUGCGCCGAUGCCAUCUGGUCCAUCGGGCGGGACGCGUCGGCGCACGAGGGCAUGGUGCCGGGCGAGGUCGACGUCAAGCGCAUCAUGGUCUUUGUCAACGAGCGCGAGAAGACGCAGGAGGUCGCCGACUUCCUGGUGUCCAAGGGCGUGGACGCCGUCGCCCUCCACAGGGACACGCCCGAGCAGCGCCAGAGCGAGAUGCUGGCCACCUUCAUGUCCGCCGAGCCCCUGCGCCGCCAGCAGAUCGAGGCCAUCGACCGGAAGAGCCCCGUGCGCGGGAAGCGCGCGCUGGAGAACACAAAAGUCAUCGUCGCCACGGACCUGGCGUCCAGGGGCAUCGACACCCUGGGCGUGCGCCAUGUGGUGCUGUACGACGUCCCGCACACCACCAUCGACUUCAUCCACCGGCUGGGCAGGGCCGGCCGUAUGGGUCGCCGCGGCAGGGGCAUUGUGAUCAUGGGCAAGGACGACAGGAGGGAUAUCGUCUCUGAGGUCAAGGAGAGCAUGUUCAUGGGACAGGCGCUGGUGUAG